AUUUGGUGCAGCCCGAGAUACGGAGAAAGCGUACUUCUCCCUUUGCCUGCGCAUGGGCCACCUCCAGUGCCCAGACUGCCCUUCGCCGCUUUUCAAAGAGUUUCACUUUCCAACAAUCAAGCUGUGUGCUGACCUUGUUCUGCCCUCAGGAUCAGCACAUAUCAAUCCCACAAGCUCAGCCGUUAGCGCGCCAGCUGCCGGUUCCACCGUCCGUCGCCAGUCAUCUCCUGCAACUUCUUUGUGGUACCCUCAAAAACUGCAAGCCUCGCCCUUGCCCAGCUGAUGUUGCAACCGCAAUGGCGACCGGAACGAUCAACGUAGCCAUCAUCGGCGUUGGCCUUGUUGGCACGUCCGUUAUCUCUCAAAUUCUGUCCAGUCCAACUCUGCGGCAUUCACUCUCCAUUGUCUCGCUUCAAAACAGCAAAAAUUUGCUCUUGCUAUCUUCGGACUCGGAACGCUCGCAGAUCUCCCAAGAAACCUGGAAAGCCAAAUUGGCAUCCUCGGAAAAGCCUGCUCCCGAGCCCGAGGAGCUCAUCAAGAUCUUGCAGAGCAUCUCGUCGGCCUCUGCCGCAAAGCACACUGUCAUCGUCGACAACACUUCUAACGAUGCUGUCGCCAAUGCCUACCCCUCUUUCCUCUCAGCCGGCUUCAGUGUUGUCACUCCGAAUAAGAAGGCGUACUCUGGGCCUGCAACCCUCUUCUCUGCGAUCCGGACUGCACAGCAGUCCAACCCGACUGCCCUAACCUACCUAGAAUCUACUGUAGGAGCUGGCCUGCCCAUCAUUUCCACGCUCAAAGACCUCAUCGCGACUGGCGAUGAGAUUCACAAGAUUGAAGGCGUGUUAAGCGGGACUCUGUCGUACAUCUUCAAUGAAUGGUGUCCACCAUCACUCGACUCGACUGUUAAGUUCAGCGAGGUGGUCAAGGUCGCAAAAGAGCAGGGCUACACAGAGCCGUACCCCGGUGACGACCUUUCUGGCUCAGACGUCGCCCGCAAGCUUACCAUCCUCUCGCGUCUCGUGCCAGCAGUAGCAGAGGCCGUGCCGCUACCGGAAGGCUUUGCUUCUGUUGCGACCCGUUCGCUGACCCCAGCAGCCAUGCUCGCCGAAGAGAAGACCACAGGCAAAAACCCUGAUUCGUAUGUCUCUAAGCUUGCUGCCUUUGAUGCCGAAUUUGAUGCGCUUCGUGAAGAAGCCAAGAAGGAAGGCAAAGUCUGGAGGUAUGUGGGCGUCAUUGACGCUCAAACAAAAGAGGUGAAGGCUAGUUUGGAAAAGUACCCUGCCACACAUCCCUUUGCUGCCAGCUUGGGAGGUAGUGACAACAUCAUCAGCUUCACUACAGCCAGGUACGCUACGCGCCCUCUCCUUGUGCAGGGCUCUGGCGCUGGCGCAGACGUCACCGCGAUGGGUGUCGUUGCAGACUUGCUCAAGGUGGCCGAGCGCAGGGGUGUGUAAAUAGCUGCGGCUUUGGUUCAAUCAUACGACGUCUUAGCUUGGACAGCUAGACAAAUCUUG
Messenger RNA from Tilletiaria anomala UBC 951, 1514 nucleotides. RefSeq lists its product as uncharacterized. The record is from RefSeq and is a predicted model, not a curated record. Gene Ontology annotation, molecular function: homoserine dehydrogenase activity; NADP binding; aspartate kinase activity. Gene Ontology annotation, biological process: L-homoserine biosynthetic process; aspartate family amino acid biosynthetic process. The coding region runs from base 297 to 1454 and encodes 385 amino acids. NCBI's taxonomy places the organism in Eukaryota, Fungi, Basidiomycota, Exobasidiomycetes, Georgefischeriales, Tilletiariaceae. The transcript is spliced from 2 exons.